GCUAGGAAUAGAAGACUUAGAAGUAUACUCUACAAAGGAACCUGAAGGAUCAGAGUGGAUGGAAAACAUUGACCCUUCCCCAACCUAACCCACGCAACUUACCUCAAUGUCUUGGUUCUUUAAGUCCUUCCCGGCCGACGCCGACCGUCACUCGCCGUCCUCAUCCGCCGCUCAAGGCCCCGGCGUCAAGGAUGACCUCUCCGUGCUCGGGGAGGCAAUCGGCCGCCAAUUGAGGGGCGUAGCCGCCUUUCUGGCUCCACCGCCGUCUGUUGCGGCGGCAGGGCGAGAUGAAGUAGCGGAGGAAGGACAGCAAAAGCAGCAGUCUCAUGCGCUGUACGGAAUCCGGAACGAUCUAGUGGAGAUCGGGGACAGCUUCAAGAGCGGACUCUCACGGCUGUCGAGUAAUAAGGCGGUUUCUGGGAUCUCGAGAUUCGCUUCUAGUUUCUUGCAGCUACGGAAUCGGGAUGAUCAAGAGGAUGACGAUGAUGGGAUUCCAGGGAUUACAGAGGAGGUUGUUGAUUUCGUUAAAGAAAUUUCGUUGCGGCCGGAGUGCUGGACGGAUUUUCCCUUGUCACUAGAUAAUGAUUUUAAAAUGUCUGCUGCUCAGAGAGAACAUGCUUUGAAUAUUCAACACUUGGUCCCAAGUUUUUCUGCUCUUAGGUUUAACCUUCAGAGUUCCAUGGCGGAGGAACGAUUUUGGAUGAUAUAUUUCAUAUUUUUGCUUCCAAGACUAAAUGAAUAUGAUUUUGAGCUACUAUCGACCCCUGAGGUUGUUGCAACUAGAGAUGUACUACUGCAGAAGUUGCAUGACAAUAGAAAUUCACAGGUGAAGAACUCUGAUACUUGUGAUGCAUGGCAAGAGAGCUGCAACGUCAGAGAGACAUAUCGAGAGAAUAUCCCUUCUGGGGAAAGGGUUGUUACUGAGAUCACAAAUGCAGCACAGGGUUUAGAGAUUGAGGAUGAAGAUAAUACUCUGAAAUGGUGGGAAGAAGCUGAUAUUUCUAGUGACACAUCUGUGGUUGCCCGGAGGAAGAAUGAAAAUGAAGAAGAUGCCUCCUUCAGUGAUCUGGAAGAUGACAAUAAUGAUCAUUCAGAUAAACCAUCAACACUUAAAUUAACAAAGCACAUUAAAGCUUCCCCUAGUGGUUCCAACGAGUGGGUUCAGCUAAAUUCAAGUCCUGAAAAGAGUGGCUUGCAGAAACCACGCCAAUCAACUUCUGAAGGUGAGUCAAGUGACUGGCUUGCUGUGGAUGAUUUUGAUUAGACAACCGAGCAACCGAUGGUCUAAGUUACUGUAAAGCUUCAUCAGCCAUUCUCCUUUCAACUCCGAACUAAUGGGUAUCAGCCUAUUACAACUGUCCUUAUUUUAGACUAAUAAUUUGGUCAAUAUCAUCUCCAAGGUCACCGGUUUCCAUGCCAUUACAUUUAUGUGUACAUAAUUGAAGUCAACAUGUUUCCACGUUAAUGAAAUUAACAAUUUAUCAUCUUGGCUGGUCGUAUUUGUUCAUUUCUUUGUUGCAGUGAUUAAUCUGCGUAAUAAUCCCUUUUAAAGUUC
Messenger RNA from Rubroshorea leprosula, 1555 nucleotides. Lineage: Eukaryota; Viridiplantae; Streptophyta; Magnoliopsida; Malvales; Dipterocarpaceae. The record is from the annotation of a GenBank genome assembly.